This is a messenger RNA of Ophidiomyces ophidiicola, 870 nucleotides long. RefSeq lists its product as uncharacterized. Gene Ontology annotation, molecular function: single-stranded DNA binding. Gene Ontology annotation, biological process: interstrand cross-link repair; recombinational repair. The record is from RefSeq and is a predicted model, not a curated record. NCBI's taxonomy places the organism in Eukaryota, Fungi, Ascomycota, Eurotiomycetes, Onygenales, Onygenaceae. Gene Ontology annotation, cellular component: mitochondrial chromosome; mitochondrial nucleoid. The transcript has 2 exons. Bases 1 to 870 code for a protein of 289 amino acids.
AUGGCAUCUCGGGCUCUCCGGCACGCCAGUUGGGCUCCUACAGCUCUCCGCACUUCCAUAUUCCCCAGGACUCGCCCUAUCGCAUUGCUACAACCGCACUUUCCAACAGCACCACUUCGCAGCUUCAAAACGCAAACACCCGUUUCCCAAACUGGCAAUAAUACCAACACAACUGCAACCCCCUCCGCUUCCAUUCCUUCGACGCCAGAGAGACCCUCCACUACAGCUACCACAACCGCGCCAGCCGCCAAAAACCCCCUAUCCGUCCAAAACAUUCUCAAGUCGGGCCUAAACGAUCAACCUCCCGAAGUAGACCUUGAUGCGGACGCGGUAAACAAUGGCCAGGUAGACUGGACCCGAUCUUAUUUUGGUCUCAGCGCCGAGCCGUUCUCAAAAGAAAUCAGUGCAAUCCUUCUGCAACCUCUUGAAGCCGAGGAUGUGGAAAUCAAGCCCGAUGGGAUCGUAUAUCUUCCGGAAAUUAAAUAUCGCCGGAUAUUGAAUAAAGCAUUUGGCCCUGGAGGAUGGGGUUUGGUACCGCGAAGUGAGAGUAUAGUCACGGCAAAAGCGGUGACGAGGGAGUAUGCUCUUGUUGCCCAUGGACGUCUUAUUUCCAUUGCACGUGGUGAACAGGCUUACUUCAACCCUGAUGGGAUCCCCACAGCCACAGAAGGAUGCAAAUCCAAUGCUAUGAUGCGAUGCUGCAAGGAUCUAGGCGUAGCCAGUGAACUGUGGGAUCCGCGCUUCAUUCGCCAAUUCAAGCGCAACUAUGCCAAAGAAGUAUUUGUCGAGCACGCUGUCACUAAGCGGAAAACGAAGUUGUGGAUUAGAAAAGACGACGAGGUUGGUUAUCCAUGGAAGCCUUCUAGAUAA